Ostrea edulis (European flat oyster) is the source of this 2675-nucleotide messenger RNA. RefSeq names its product chymotrypsin-like elastase family member 1. The record is from RefSeq and is a predicted model, not a curated record. The transcript is spliced from 7 exons. NCBI's taxonomy places the organism in Eukaryota, Metazoa, Mollusca, Bivalvia, Ostreida, Ostreidae. Gene Ontology annotation, molecular function: serine-type endopeptidase activity. Gene Ontology annotation, biological process: proteolysis. Bases 1596 to 2333 code for a protein of 245 amino acids.
UCGAAACUGUCUUGUUUCACAGAUUCAGGGGCCCGUUUUACAAAAGGUCGUAAGUCUUAAAAUUAGUCGUAAGACAUAACUUAAGAUGUGAGACCGUUUUACAAAGAUUUAGGAUUUACGAGUUACGAUGAAAUUCGGCCUUAAGUCUACGACCGCCCGGGGGCGACCCAAUGUCCCAAGUUUUGUCGUAAGUGCUCCAUAAAAUCUUUGUUACUAUGGUUAUUAAAAUAAUUCAACAUGGCUGCAUUUCUAAUGUUUAAUGUUAUGAAUGAGACUCAUAAAAAUACGUGCGCUGCGGGUGUUUCGCGAUAGAAAUAAUCCGUUGGACUACCACAACCCCAACGUUAUUUUCAUCAACUGAAGUAUUUAAAAAUGUCAAUAGAUACCAAAUUUAGCGCCCUAUACGCUGCUUCACUGCUCUGAUUGAACGGACUAACCUCGGACUCAUGCUACAAUUGGAAACACUCAACUGCUAAAUCUUCUUAACAAUGUCACUAUGCGUCAAACCAUACUUAAUUUAGCUGCUGAAUCGGAGAGAAAUUUUUGCUUGGUUUUCUCUUCAUAUGUACCAAAUCUGUACUCGAGACCUAUUUCUUUGCUCUAUGGUUAUGGUUAACCAGAAAAGCUGGACCUUUUUAACGUUAGACACUGAUUAUUGGUCCUCAUGCUUUUAAUUCCUUAGAACAUGGAGAGAAUCAGGUGUAGACAGUAUAAAUAAUUCUACCCUUUAUAGUUACCUCAGUCAUGAAGCCCUACCGCCAACUAACCAGCCUCUGCAGCGCCCUCUGUUUUCUAUGGUCUGGUGAGUAUUGUGUAUAUGAAUUCCAUGAAAUAUUUUGCUGUAAAUUAUUUAAGAAUAGUAUCUGAUAUAAAGCCAAAGUUAGGUAAUGUUCCAUGUAUUUGUAGUACGGAGAAAUUCGCGAAUUUAAAUGUUCUUCUACAAGAGAGGAUGAACCGUUCAACCACGAAAUCAAUACCCACCAAAAAUGAAUAUUUUCUGAAUUCACGGGAAAAAAAACCCAUUACUAGUGAUUAACCCAAUUUUCUGAAAGAGGCAGUAGCUACUCAAGUCAUAUUUGCCGAUUGUUACCAAACUGCGUAAAACAACUUUGUAGUACAUAAAAAUCACCUGAUAUAUUAAAAUUCAUUAUUAUUUUUUUCAAGUAUUUGUAGUAAUUUUGACAUAAAAAUUCUGUUGUUUAUUUAGAAACAAGGGCUGAAACAUUAUUUUAUGGAAGUUACCAAUUCAUUGUGGAGAAAUUUUACAUAGUUUUCAUAAAAUUAUGUUGUUGUUUUUUGUUUGUUUGUUUGUUUUUUUUUUUGUUUUUUGUUUUUUUUUUGGUUUUUUUUCACGCUUUCGAUUUAUAUUUUUCUUCAUUUUCUACCUAUUCCAGCAUUUCAAAAUCACGGUUUGGAAUUUGAAAAGUUUUUAUACGUCCUUGUUAACAGCUAUAGCUAAUGUUUAAAACUGUCUGUAACGUCCCGGACUUCACAGAGCAGGCAAUGCAAAAGAAAUAGCUGUGCAUCCCCCCAGACGUCUAAUUAUAGGAGGGAAUGACGCCAAACAAGAGGCGUGGCCUUGGCAGGCUGGAAUCAUGGUGGCAGAUAACUUCAUAUGUGGCGGUACGCUUAUCGAGUACGACAUCGUCCUUACCGCUGCUCACUGCCUUCUUGGAAGAAGCAUCGAUGCGUACAAGGUGGUGUUAGGGGAAUAUGAUAGAUCUAUUUCCGAAGGCGUAGAACAAUUUAUAGAAGUUUCCGCAUUCAAAGUGCACCCAGAAUUCCAAGGAAAUUUUCUAGGUGGGUAUGAUGUGGCGUUACUGUAUUUGGCCAGGAAUGCUAGUGAGAAUCAAGGAGUCCAAACCAUUAAUAUUGCGGAACCGGAUGACUUGAUCUCGGCCAAAAAGUCCAAACACGGCUGUUUCAUUACCGGUUGGGGUGUGAAGAGUGUCGAACCAAACAGAAAAGAGCCUUGUCCUAAAUCAGGAAGAAGAGGCGAGGAACUGGCGGAUAAACUUCAAGAAGCUGAUAUAGAACUCAUAAGCAACAAGAAAUGCAACUCCAAACGCUACUGGAACGGACUGGUGAAGGUCACCAAUCUUUGUGCCUUUUACAAAGACACAGCAGCAUGCGAGGGCGACAGUGGGUCCCCUCUGGUAUGCUUGUGUGGCGGAUCCUACGUUUUAGUGGGCACCACAUCUUGGGGCUCUAGCACGUGCAGGAACUACCCCACCGUGUUUACAAACGUAUCCAAAGUCAGGAUUUGGGUCAAGACAAUGAUAAAGGCGCUGAGAGAUACGGACCAUUCUGAAACAAGCACGCCUUUUAUCUGAGAGUUCUAGUCUUUGUAGAACUUUGUAAAUGUUAUCAGGACCAUAACAUUUAUAACGGCAUGUAUCAAAGGGGACUUACAUGUAGCUGUCUGUUGUCCUGAUAUAUAACAUUUAUAACGGCAUGUAUCAAAGGGGACUUAGCUGUCUGUCAGUUUGUCACAAAAAAAUUAAUUCAAUAUGCCCCAUCUUAUACAUUUCAGUAAUAACAUGUCCAGUAUUUAAUUAUUUCAAACUUUUUUACACUCAAAACAGGCAUAUGAAUAGGGAAUUAUGGUAUAAUUAGAUUAUUAUUGUCUUGUAAGAUAAUAAUUCUUCCUUCCAUUUCUUUACACUGAAAGUGGU